AUGACACUUGACUCUGUUCUCUUGUAUACGGUGCCGCCAGCUUCGAUUAUCUUGGAAUGGCCCGAUGCGGAUAAGUAUCUCAGCCUGCCGCAUCGCAAUCGCGGCCGUCUGCUCUACUCGCAAUCACGCCAGACACAUGGUUUCCUAGUCUACUGGACCAAGGCUAUGGACCCAAGUGUCCAGAACAAACCAUGGUUCAACCAACUGCAGCAUGUAGAGAUUGAAAUAGACAGCUCCAACGCAUUUUAUACCGGCGGUUAUGCCGAUAAUGCAACGCCCUUUUUGUGGGCAGAGCCUCAAUUGAAGAGACUCCAAACACUCACCAUUGUCUUCUCACGUGCGCAUACGUUUGACCAGGUCAUCCAGGAUCCGUACGAGAUAUUGGAGGGGUCAAAUCUGCACUGGCUUUGCAACUGGUGGAUACGCUACGACGGAUGGUAUGAUCCGCCAGAAGGGAGACCCAAGGCUUCCUUUUAUGCCCGCGUCAUUAGCUGCGACACGGGGCCAGAAGAGUGGCUGACGCCGGAGAACUAUAAAGAGAAGCGCAUUAAAUUGGAUCGACAGUUGGAGGAGUUUCGGGCACAUAGUGCGCGGACGCAUCUUCUUUACCAAGUCCGCUGGGAUUAUGAGAGGAACCCGCCUGGGAUGGUUGGCUGGGAUCUUGUUACGUAUGAUGAGCUCUGA
Molecule: messenger RNA, 684 nt
Organism: [Torrubiella] hemipterigena
Lineage: Eukaryota; Fungi; Ascomycota; Sordariomycetes; Hypocreales; Clavicipitaceae
Source: the annotation of a GenBank genome assembly